Molecule: messenger RNA, 2821 nt
Organism: Amyelois transitella
Lineage: Eukaryota; Metazoa; Arthropoda; Insecta; Lepidoptera; Pyralidae
Product: exostosin-3
Exons: 7
Coding region: 542-2386 (614 amino acids)
Cellular component (GO): membrane
Molecular function (GO): glycosyltransferase activity
Source: RefSeq, a predicted model, not a curated record
GCUUUAUUUACAGAAAUUACUGCCACAAGAGGAGAGUUCAUUGGUGCAAAAUGAACCAACAACAAGCAGUGUCCACUCAGCCCAUUCAUAUCUACCCAAGUCUUCUAUUCAGACUAAAUCUGUACAUAAAACGGAGUUUGGACAAUUUGUAUCAAAAACGCCGCCCGUAAACCUAACACAUUCCAAUCCCACUUCGGAUCUUCACUGCACGAUGUUUUCUUGUUUUAAUUGUUCACGUUGCCCCCUCUUAGGCGAUUUCUUCAUAUAUCUUUAUGAUCUUGCAGUAACUUCAGAAACAAAUCACUUAACAACGACAUGGCUAAGACAAAUUUUGAAUAAAAACAAUUUGCUUACCACUAAUCCUGAGAAAGCUUGCAUAUUUCUCGCCCUUUUCGGGAAAGUCAGUUAUAAUGAUAGUAUUGAGUAAGUUAGAUAAUCUUACUACCUAUAAUGUUCAAAAGUGUUUUGAAUUUGCCCUUUCUAAAAAGUUGUAUACCAUUUCAGGUCGGAAAUAUUUUAUUUCAAUGAAACAAGAGUUAAAAUGUUGCCAUUUUGGCAGCGUACGGGUUCUAACCACGUUCUAGUAAAUCUGGAUCAGAAUGGAUUCGCUGAAGACACCGGUGAUGCGAUUCUAGCCCAGACCACGUUUACUCGCAAUUCAUUCCGACCAGGCUACGACAUUGUCACCCCUCCAGUACUAGGUCCCCUCAACGUCGAAUUAUGGACGCGAAUUCCUCCUAUAGCACCGCCUAAACGAAAGUAUCUUUUUAGUUUCCAGGGAUUUUCAGCGACAAAAUCAAGCCUAUUAGAAACUCUAAAACAAUAUUUUUACAACAUGCGAACAGAGGUCAAAUACGACAAAAUUUAUGUAGAAUUCAACUGUGAAUAUGUUGACCAACUAUUUGAACGUACGAUUCGAGACUGGGCAUUAUGCUACACGCGCGAGACUAGAAGAAAACUGCUGAGAAAGUCUACUUUUGUGGUCAUAUUUGCUCCAAUAAAUACGACAUAUGAUUCAACGUUUUCAUUCCAAACGAGACUUUACGAGGCGUUAGAAUCAGGAGCGAUUCCUGUCGUACUCGGUGGGGAUAGGAUUCGUUUGCCAUUCGAAGAAGUAUUGGAUUGGCGGAAGGCAGUUAUUUCUCUGUCGAUAGUACGUGUCAAAGAGCUGCUCUUCUUGUUAAAGACCAUGACGUUAGAAGACAUUCUAGCGUUUCGGAGUCAAGGUCGCAUGUUGUUGGAGCGGUAUUUCGGUUCCAUGCAAACUGUUUUGGACACUUUAUUAGCAGUUAUCAGAAACAGAUUGAGCAUUCCACCACGGCCAGUAGCCUCGUUGUCUACGGGCGAAUAUGAUUACUAUCCUUCGAAUAAGACAAACAGAGUUAAGGCAUUUCCAUCAAGAAAUUUUAAGCGGAACUUCACAGUAGGUUUACUUAAUGGCUAUGAACAGUGGAAUGUUUGGGGCGAUCCAUUUGCGUUGUAUCCGCAGUUGCCGUGGGAUCCCAUGAUGACGCCGGAACCUCGCUUUGUGGACGAAGCCGUCGCAAAGCGGUUUCACAGAUCCUGCAAGAGUUUAGCGGGAGAUCGGCCGGUGGAACAGUUUACUGUUAUUAUCUUGACGUAUAACAGGACAAAAAUGCUGGCUAAAGUCCUUAAUGCGCUGUCUAACCUGCGAUUUUUGAAUAAGAUAAUUGUAGUCUGCAAUGGACCGGCUAAGCCUUCAACUAUCGAUUGGCCAACAUCUGGACCUCCUAUAGUAAGAGUACAUGGCUCUGGAAAUUCCCUGAACAAUCGCUUUCUUCCUUACCACCUUAUUGAAACUGAAGCAGUAUUUUGUUUGGAUGACGACGAUGCGCCGAAGCGAGAUGAAAUAUAUUUUGCUUUCAAAGUGUGGCGCGAACAUAGAGACCAAAUCGUCGGCUUUUUCGGACGAAAUUACGAAUGGGACGAAAAAGGGAAUGCAUUCGUAUAUUCAACUUUGUACAAAAUUGAACGGAACAUCGAAAACACAAUCCAAUGUGAAAUCAGCAUGGUCCUGACCGGAGCGGCGUUCAUCCACCGUUACUUCUUGUGGGCGUAUUGGCGUGUCUUGCCACAAGCUGUAAGAAGUUUCGUAGACGACCAUAUGAACUGCGAAGACAUUGCUAUGAACUUUUUGGUCUCGCACAUUACUAGGAAGCCGCCGGUGAAGGUGUCAACAAAUUUAUCAUCGAAACCAGAUAGCAUAAAAAAUGCCUAUGACAAAUUGUCUAACGAUAAAUUUCACUAUAGAGACAGGGACAAAUGUUUGCAAUUCUUUACAAAGGUAAUGGGCUAUAAUCCGCUGCUUACCACACAUUAUCGUGUGAAAUCUUUUGCCAAGAAGCCUUUGUAUAAACAGAUAUAAACUUCAAAGUUUAAUGGAUGUCGCCUUUUUAACCAGACUUCAAAAAGAGGUUCUAAAUUCGACCGUAUUUUUUUAUUAAUCCAUACGGAAGAUAAACUGCAACUGAGAAUAUAAUACAUACAUACCUAAAAUCAGGCCACUUUCCAGGAGGGGUAGACAGAGACUUCUUUCUCUUCAUCCACAUUCAUAACUUUCUUCAUGCAAGCUCGUCGGUUUCGGGUACUCUUGACCUGACCCUUUGCCAGAACACCCCAAUUUGAUCAAAGUACGCUCGUCUAGGCCUUCCCAUUCCAACAUUCUCAUUCACACUCUCCUUGUAAAUUUGCUUAGUCAAACUGCUUCAUUAAUCCUCUCCACAUAACUAAACCAUUUAAGAAUUCCCUAAUAAAAAAAAAAUUGUCAAAACUUUUUUUAGCUGUAAUAAAAUACAUUACU